Didymodactylos carnosus is the source of this 4575-nucleotide messenger RNA. The record is from the annotation of a GenBank genome assembly. Lineage: Eukaryota; Metazoa; Rotifera; Eurotatoria; Philodinida; Philodinidae.
AUGGCCAAUACCUCUAUGGCAACAAAAGCUGAAGAUGAGACGUAUCAGCUAUUAGAACAAUUGGAUCAUAUUUUAAAACGUCCGGAAACAUACAUUGGUUCCACAAAACCAACAACAGACGAGAUGUGGAUAGUUGAUGACAGUGCUGAAGAAAUUAAAAUCAUCAAAAAAGACGUGACAUACGUACCCGGUUUAUACAAAAUAUUUGAUGAAAUAUUAGUCAAUGCCGCUGAUAACAAACAACGUGAUCCAAAAGGAAUGUCUUCAAUUGAUAUUCAUAUAAAUGGUGAUAAAAAUGAGAUUAAAAUUUGUAAUGAUGGCAAAGGCGUUCCCGUGCGAAAAUGGGCUAAAGACGAGACAAUUUAUAUUCCCACAUUAAUAUUUGGUCAGUUAUUAACAUCAGAUAAUUUCAAUGAUGACAAAAAACGUAUCACCGGUGGUCGAAACGGAUAUGGUGCAAAAGUAACGAAUAUAUUUAGUACAAAGUUUAUUGUUGAAACAUCAUCGAAAGAAUUUGGAAAAACAUUCAAACAGAUUUGGACAAAGAAUAUGCGUUCAGCUGAGGAUGCACAAAUUAAAGCUAGUGAUAAUACCAAGGAAUAUACAAAAAUUACAUUUUAUCCUGAUUUAAAACGAUUUGGCAUGGAUAAAUUGGAUGAUGAUAUUAUUUCAUUAUUUAAACGUCGUGCGUAUGAUGUUGCAGUAUCCUCAAAUGUCAAAGUUUCACUAAAUGGAAAAAGAUUAGCGAUAAAAUCGCUGAAAGAUUAUAUCCAACUAUAUGUAGAUUGUGAACCAAAUCAAAUCGUUCAUAAACGGUUUAAUGAUCGAUGGGAAGUUGGUGUUGUUAAAAAUGAACAAUAUUCGUCUGGUCAACAACAAGUUAGUUUUGUAAAUAGCAUACUGACAACUGAGGGUGGAAAACACGUUGAAUAUGUUAGUGAACAAAUAGCACCAAAAUUAGUUGAAGUAAUUAAAAAGAAAAAUAAACAAGCCAGUGAAUUAAAACCAGCCGAAGUUAAAAAACAUUUAUUCUUAUUUGUUAAUUGUCUUAUUGAGAAUCCAGAAUUUGAAUCACAAGCUAAAAAACAAUUGUCAACAACAAAAUCACAUUUUGGUUCCAAAUGUGAUAUUAAAGAUGAUGAUAAGUUUAUUAAAGAUAUUGUAAAAAAUUGUGGUAUUGUUGAUCAAGUUAUUGAUUGGUUAGAAAAUAAACAAACGGCUAAAUUGAAUAAACAAAGUGGUUCAAAAACAUCAAAAUUAAAAGGCAUACCAAAAUUAGAUGAUGCCAAUGAUGCUGGAACAAAAAAUUCGAGUUAUUGUACAUUAAUUAUUACAGAAGGUGAUUCAGCUAAAGCAUUGGCAGUAGCUGGUCUUGGUGUUAUCGGACGAGAUCGAUAUGGUUGUUAUCCAUUACGUGGUAAAAUGUUAAAUGUUCGUGAAGCAGCAAAUAAAAAGGUCACAGAUAAUAAUGAAAUAACACAAUUAUGUAAAAUACUUGGUCUCAAUUAUAAAGAAAAGUAUGAAACAAGAGCCGAUUUGAAUAAAUUACGUUAUGGAAAACUAAUGAUUAUGGCUGAUCAAGAUCAUGACGGAAGUCACAUCAAAGGAUUAGUAAUUAAUUUUAUUCAUUAUAAUUGGCCUAAUUUAUUAAAACACGAUUUCAUCGAAGUAUUUAUUACGCCAAUUAUAAAGGUGAGUAAAGGCAAAGAAGAAAUAUCGUUUUACUCAAUGCCUGAAUUUGAACAAUGGCAAGAAAAAACUAAAAAUUGGACUAGAUAUAAAAUCAAAUACUAUAAAGGUCUUGGUACAUCAACGGCAAAAGAAGCAAAAGAGUACUUUUCCAAUAUGGAUCGUCAUCGUAUUGCUCUUAAAUAUAUGGGUACAAAAGAUGAUUUGGCAAUACAUUUAGCAUUCAAUGGUAUGUUGGCUGAUGAUCGAAAAGAUUGGAUAAAAUGGCAUACAGAAGAUGCAAAACAACGUCGAGAACAAAAAUUACCAAUUGAUUAUUUAUACAAAAAAGAUACAAAACAAAUUAAUUAUACUGAUUUUGUUAAUAAAGAAUUGAUAUUAUUUUCAAAAUCAAAUACUGAACGUGCAAUACCAAAUAUAAUGGAUGGUUUUAAACCUGGCCAACGUAAAAUUAUGUACGUUUGUUUUACAAAAAAUAUUAUUCGUGAAAUUAAAGUAGCACAAUUAGGAGGAAAAGUUGCCGAAUAUUCUGCCUAUCAUCAUGGUGAAAUAUCAUUGACAAAAACAAUAGUUGGUCUAGCACAGAACUUUGUGGGUUCAAAUAAUAUCAAUCUACUUGUACCAGCUGGUCAAUUUGGAACACGUAUCAAUGGUGGUGAUGAUGCAGCCAGUGCACGUUAUAUUUUUACAAAACUAAGUCCACUGGCACUUGCACUAUUUAAUAAAAAUGAUGAAGCAUUAUUGACCUAUUUGAAUGAAGACGGUAUGUCAAUUGAACCUGAAUGGUAUUGUCCACUUAUACCGACAGUCUUGGUUAAUGGAGCCACUGGAGUGGGAACUGGAUAUUCAACAGACGUUCUUAAUUAUGAUCCAAUGACAUUAGUGAAUAAUAUGCGAUACUAUAUUCGUGAAGAAAAACAACGUAAAGGGAUUGUUUCAUCAUAUCCAAAUACAAUAACAUUAAAAGAAUUGAUACCAUCAUAUAAAAACUUUACCGGUGAAAUUAAAUUAUUAGAAAACGAUCGUACACGUGGUGUUAUUAAUGGUGUUUGUUCAAAAUUAGAUGACCAAACAAUUGAAAUAACUGAUUUACCAAUUGGCAUAUGGACACAAACAUAUAAAGAAAAUACAUUAGAACAUAUGUUAAAUCCAAAAGAUGGAACAGCACCACUAAUUCUUGAUUAUAAAGAAUAUCAUACAGAUACAACUGUACGAUUUGUUGUUAAAAUGACAAAAGAAGCAUUGGCCAGUUAUAUUCAACAAGGAUUACAUAAAGUGUUCAAACUACAAAAGUCAUUCAAAUUGACAAAUAUGGUUUUAUUCGAUCAUAAUAAUGUAUUACGUUUGUAUAAUAAUGUCGAAGAAAUAUGUGAAGAAUUUUUUACCACUCGUUUAUACAUGUAUGUGAAACGUAAAGAAUAUAUGGUGGGUUCAUUGGAAUCAAUAUGUCUGAAACUGGAUAAUAUUGCACGAUUUAUUAAAGAGAAAAUCGAAAAUGUUAUCAGUGUUGAAAAUAAAAAAAUUUUGAAAGUUAUAGAAAUGUUAGUGGAACAUAAAUAUGAUCGUGAUCCAGAGAAAGUAUGGCAUGAAGAAGCUAAGAAAAAAUUUAACAUUGAUAUUCAACAAAUAACAACAUCAUCAUCAAAUAGUGAUGAUGUGCUACAAGAUAUGCAACAAAAACAGGAAGAUGAAGAGGAAGCAAAUGAUGCUGCGCGUUCAACAACUUCAGCAGGAGCAACUACCAAUCUUGUCGAUACAAAGUAUUAUGAUUAUCUUAUCAAUAUGUCAUUAAGAAAUCUUACAAAAGAAAAACGAGAAGAUAUAUUGAAAGAACAAAAAACAAAACAUGAUGUAUUAAAUACAUUGAAAAAUAAAACACCCGAAGAUUUAUAUGAAGAAGAUUUGAAUAAUUUUGAAAAUGAAUACAAAAAACAGAUCGCUAAAGAAAAAAUAGACGACAUGUCGGAUGUUGCACAUCAUACUACAAAAAAAGUGGGUGGCUUUGGUGGAGCGAAAAAACAAAAACCACAACGACAAGAAACGAAACCGGCAGCACAUGGACAAAAAAUAGAACCUGAAAAAGCUGAUUCAAGUAAACAAAAAAUCAUUGAUGUUCUCGUCCAAGAGGGUGUUACAACCGAGCAGUUGGCAAGUUUAAUCCCAGCAGCCAAGAAAAAGAAAGGAAAAGAUGCAGCGACUGGCAAUGAAAAGCAAAUACCUAAAGAAAGAAAAGCAUCUACUGAAAGUAUGAAUACUAGUGGAAUUGGUGGAGAUGAACUUGUCAAAGAUCAGUCAAUUGUUGAUUCAUUUACAAGCAAAGAUGUAACACCAAAAGCGAAUCCAAAACGAGCAGUCAAAGAAAAGGUUCAAAAAUAUACGGGUGGUUAUGGUAGUGAUGAUUCAGAAAAACAAAACGGAAUGGAUAUAGAUAGUGGCGAUGAUGAUAUCAAAUAUCAGCCUAGUGAAGAGAGUGAUUAUGAACAACCCAAACCUAAAAAGGCAGCAAAACCAAAACCAGUUGCGGCUACAUCAAAUGGUACAACAGCCAAAAAAAGUUCACCAAACAAAAAGAAUGCAUCGAGUGCUGUGAAGGUGUCGUCCAAUCAAUCGAAGAACGAUAGUGCUGCUUCGCCCGAGAAAAAACCAAAGAAACCACAGCCAAAAAAAGAAACAAGUGUAAUAAAAAAGGAAGGAAGUGAUAAGAAACCUACAAAGGUCGCAGCUAAACGAAAAAAAACGAUAGGUGAAAGUGAUGAUGAUGAUGACGUUGUCGAUUUUGAUGGCUCAUACUCGCCGGAACCAAAACAAGCUCGUAUUCAAAGAGGUGGGGUGAAAAAAAAUUAUGUCAUUGACGAUGAUAGCGAUAAUGAUCUAAACGAAGACUAG